Messenger RNA from Phragmites australis (common reed), 1103 nucleotides. Its product is annotated as polygalacturonase inhibitor-like. The coding region runs from base 21 to 1004 and encodes 327 amino acids. Lineage: Eukaryota; Viridiplantae; Streptophyta; Magnoliopsida; Poales; Poaceae. The transcript has a single exon. Gene Ontology annotation, molecular function: protein binding. The record is from RefSeq and is a predicted model, not a curated record.
UUAAACCCGUUGCUUACAAGAUGAAGACGGCGGCCUUCCUCGUUGUCCUCCUCGCUGCCGCCACGGCCACCCCCUCCUCCGGCCAGAGCCGGUGCCACUCUGGCGACAGGGCGGCGCUGCUCGCCAUCAAGGCCGCACUCGGCGACCCAUACCAAUUGGCGUCCUGGACGCCCAAGUCCGACUAUCCGUGUUGCGACUGGUACGACGUCCACUGCGACCCCUCCACGGGCCGCGUCGUCGACCUCUCCUUCUUCCAGGACGCAAACCUCACCGGCACCAUCCCCGACGCCGUCGCCGGCCUCGUCCACCUCGAUACCCUCAUCUGGAACAACCUCCCCGCGAUCUCCGGCCCCAUCCCGCCAGCCAUCGCCAAGCUCUCCAACCUCUCCAUGCUCAUCAUCUCCUGGACCGGCGUCUCCGGCCCCGUGCCGUCCUUCCUGGGCGCGCUCACCAAGCUCACCUACCUCGACCUCUCCUACAACUCUCUUACGGGCACCAUCCCGGCCUCGCUCGCCGCCCUCCCCAAAGGCUCCGGCAUCAACUUCAUCCACAACCAACUUAGUGGCACGUUGCCGCCGCUGCUCGUCAGCGACUACCUCUGGCUGUCGCACAACAACCUCUCCGGCAGCAUCCCGGCCGAGUUCGCCGACGUGAAAUUCCUGCACGUCGACCUGUCGCGCAACGCCUUCACCGGCGACGCGUCAGCCCUCUUUGGCCGUAGAAAGGAGCUGCAGCACCUGGACCUGUCUCACAACGCCUUCCGCUUCAACCUCUCCGGCGUGGAGCUGCCGAAGAAGAUCUACUUCAUGGACGUCAGCCACAACGCCAUCUACGGUGGCAUCCCGGCGCAGGUGGCGAACCUGAGCAAACUGCAGUACUUCAACGUCAGCUACAACCGGCUCUGCGGCCAGGUGCCCACCGGCGGCAACACGGCGAUAUUUGAUCUGUCCUGCUACCAGCACAACAAGUGCUUGUGUGGAACCCCACUUCCGCCGUGCAAGUGAUCUCCAUCAGUUUAUGGAUUCUUAUCUUUACUUUUCAAGAGAUAAAUAAAAUCAUCCCCGUCACUAGUUGCAUUUGUGUGCUCAAUAAGUGUGUACGAC